Molecule: messenger RNA, 2514 nt
Organism: Arachis ipaensis
Lineage: Eukaryota; Viridiplantae; Streptophyta; Magnoliopsida; Fabales; Fabaceae
Source: RefSeq, a predicted model, not a curated record
GGGUGUAAUAUGGCUAGUGAGGAGAGUUUCGGGGUUUUGGUUCACCAUAGAGGAUCCAUUAAGAGAAAAACUCGCUCCGGUGUGAAGUUCACAGAUAAGGAUCCUCUCUGUAUUGUCGUGAAACCAACGACGAGCUAUGAUGAUCUUGUUAGAUCUGUGCUGAUGAAACUUGGUCUGGAAGGUGCGAAGCGAGUGAAGAAGUUUUUCUAUCGCAUUCCAAUCACUGUCUUGCAGGAUACGGUGAAGUAUGAUUGCUUCACGAUUGGUAGUGAUGAGGACCUGCAAGUCAUGUUUCUAUGUCGGAGGCAGUUUCCCGAGGUUAGGACACCAGAGUUGUUGGCAAAGUUGGUUGAUGUGGUAUCUAGCUCAGGGGGUUCGAACCGGAAUGCCACCACUGAAGCAGCGGCAGCCGGUUCGAGUUCAAGGCCUGCCGUUGCUUCUUCGUCCGUCCCUGUGUACGAGCCAGCGGUCGAACCAGUCGCCUCCCCGUCUUUUGCUGUUGAUCUGAAUGAUGGAGUAGGCGACGUGGUAGGAUCAGUUGAUAUUCUGCCGAACGCUUUACAGGGAGUUCCACCGGUUGGCAUCGGUGACGGAGUGUUGGGUGAUGUAGAGGAGGACGACGUCGAGCCGGAUAUGAUUGAGGAUGACAGCGGCGACGAGGUUGGAGCUACUGAGCCUGCAUUGGUAGUCGGUGGUUCUAGUUCUGGCACACAGCAGUAUCCACCACAUUUUUCCUCUUUGGACCUAGAUGCCAUGAGGCAAGAGGGUGUUUCAGAGCACUCUGUUGGAUUCGGAGCUAGAGAUGCUGAAGGGACUGCUGGUUUGACAGAGUUCCAGGUUGGUCAGCAAUUUCAGGAUAAAGACGAGGCCCUAUUAAGUGUGAAGACUUACAGCAUCCGGCGAGGGGUACAGUACAAGGUUGUGGAGUCUGAUCAUCGCCGUUAUGUGGGCAAGUGUUCUGAGUUUGGGAAUGGGUGCACAUGGUUGAUUCGACUAAGUCUGCGGAAGCGCAAGGGCAUUUGGGAGGUCAAGCGGUACAAUGGACCUCACACUUGUCUUGCGACCUCCAUCUCGAGUGACCACAGGAGCUUGGAUUAUCAUGUGAUUUCCGCGUUCGUUAUGCCAAUGGUUAGGGCUGAUGCAUCCGUCAGCAUCAAGGUGCUCCUAAAUGCCACGGCAGCACACUUCGGGUUUAGGCCGACUUACAGGAGGGUCUGGAUGGCGAAGCAGAAGGCAAUUGCCCUCGUAUACGGUGACUGGGAUGAGUCAUACAAUGAGCUCCCCAGGUGGGUUUUGGGAGUCCAGUUGACGAUGCCGGGUACUGUUGCAAUCCUACGGACGAGUCCUGUUCGAGUUAGUGGACAAGUAGACGAGUCUCAAGCUUUUUUCCACAGACUUUUCUGGACGUUUCCACCGUUCAUCCAGGCAUUUCGCCAUUGCAAGCCCUUAGUUAGCAUUGAUGGGACCCAUCUUUAUGGGAAGUACGGGGGUACUUUGCUCAUCGCGAUUGCACAGGACGGGAACUCCAACAUUCUACCCGUUGCAUUCGCACUAGUAGAAGGUGAGAAUGCAGAGUCUUGGUCAUUCUUUCUCUCCCACCUUAGACAGCACGUGACACCGCAGCCCGGUCUUCUGGUUAUAUCGGACAGACAUAACGGCAUAAAGGCUGCGCUUGAGGCUCCGGACGGAGGUUGGUUACCUCCAUCUUCAUACUGUGCAUUCUGCAUUCGACACGUAGCGGCUAAUUUUGCCCUUACCUUCAAGGGCAAGGAUGCACGUAGGCUUCUAGUGAAUGCCGCAUAUGCGAAGACCGAGGUUGAGUUUGAUUACUGGUUUGAUAUUCUUCGGUCUGAAGACCCGGCGAUGUGUGAGUGGGCGAACCGGAUUAAUUAUUCCUUAUGGACUCAGCAUCGUGACGACGGACGGAGAUUCGGUCACAUGACGACGAAUAUCUCGGAGUGUGUGAACUCAAUCCUAAAGGGUGUCAGAAACCUCCCUGUAUGCUCUUUGGUGAAGGCAACAUAUGGAAGGCUUGCGGAACUCUUUGUUCGCAAGGGUAGAGAGGCUGAGGCCCCCGAGACCACUCCGACGGGCUCUUUCUCAUUGGGUACCUACAGAGUAUCGCUUGCGUCCCGGACCUGUGACUGCGGGUACUUCCAGGCACUUCAUUUCCCGUGCCAGCACGCACUUGCAUGCUGCGCCUACUCACGGGUUACCUGGUCCUCUUAUGUUCACAGCAUGUAUCAGAUUAGUUCAGUGUUCCGUGUGUACCAGAUGGGAUUCACACCGCCGAUACCGGAGGGAUUCUGGCCACCUUACGACGGGCCAACCGUGAUCCCGGAUCCUGCCAAAAGGCGUGCGAGAGAGGGUCGUCCGAGAUCCACCAGGAUACGGACGAAUAUGGACGAGGCAGAUCCGAAUCGGCCAAAGAGGUGUAGCCUUUGUCGCCAACCCGGACACACCCGCAGGAGUUGCCCACAGCUUGGAGGACCGUCUCACACGGGGGGCCAGUAG